AGAGAGGGAGAGAGUGAGCCUGUCUGAAAGAGGGAGACAGAGAGCCCAGUGAAAGAUAGCUUCAACAAGCCAGCAAAGAAGGGAAAGAGAGAGCAAGCUAUAGAGAAACAAUCUGAGAGAAAUAAAGUAUAGAAAGAGGGUUCAACAGCUGCUGCACCAGUGAAGCCUUAUUGUGUGUGUUAUAGGUGCCAGAGUGAGUGCGUGUUUAUGAGUGUUUGUUGGGAGCAGCGGAUGGCAUGCUUGCUCCCUGAAGAAGGAAAUGUAUCCGACUGACUGAGAGAAUGUGAGGAAGUGUGGGGAAAUUCUGCAGGGAAUACUGCGAUUGGAAUACUCUGAUCCUGGUGGAUAUGCAAACUUUCCUGGACUGUUGUUUUCUUUUUGAACCAUUUACUCCUCUUCAGGGGUUUAAACUCAUCUGUUAUUUUUGCUGAAGGAAAGUCAAGCCAUUAUGCCAACUGAUGAUUACACGGAUGCCCUCCCUCCUCUGCCGGACAUUCCAGACGCCGACUCGGUCUUAAGCUCCGUGGGUAUUCCAGGUCGCUCCCGCCACUCUGACAUCCGCCACGCCCCCCUACGCUACUGCUCUGCCCACAGCAUGGACUCCUCCCCCGACAGCGGCGAGCGUCCAAUCAGCUACGGCUCAACCUCUUCCUCCGCCUCCUCCCGGGACAGCCACUGCUCACUGGGCAGCCGCUCCACCUUAAGCCCAUCCUCUCAUUGUGAUCCCGCUUCGGACCGUGACCUGGACUCCAGGGCGAUCCGGUUGGAGCUGGUUCCAGCCAGGCAGCUGGGGUGUGGGGAUGAGGAGGAGAGGAAGGAUGGCAGGAUUGAGACAGGGAGAGAGAUGGUUAAACAUGGGUGUGCACAGACCCCACAGUCAGACACAGAGACUGGGGAGAGGUCCACCCCGGGGCCCAGGGUGCAGUAUGUGGACAGGGUGGUUCAGGAAAUACUGGACACUGAAAGUACCUACGUACAGGACCUGCGCAGCAUUGUACAGGAUUACCUUGAGUGUAUCAGUAACCAGUCUCGUCUAGCACUGAGCUCAGAGGAUAGAGGAUCUCUAUUCGGGAACAUCCGCGACAUCUACCACUUCAACAGAGAUCUGCUACAUGAUCUGGAGAAAUGUAAUUCAGACCCUGUGGCCAUCGCAGAGUGCUUUGUAUCAAAGAGUCAAGAGUUCCACAUUUACACUCAGUACUGCACCAAUUACCCAAGGUCAGUGGCUGUGUUGACUGAGUGUAUGAGGAAUAAGGCAUUGGCCAAGUUUUUCCGAGAACGUCAGGAAUCUUUGAGACACUCCCUGCCUUUGGGCUCCUACCUGCUCAAGCCAGUGCAGAGGAUCCUCAAGUACCACUUACUGCUACACGAGAUAGCCAACCACCUGGAGAAGGACACAGAGGUGGUGCAGGAGGCCAUAGACACCAUGCAGAGAGUAGCCCGGCACAUCAACGACAUGAAAAGGAAACAUGAACACGCUGUCAGGUUGCAGGAAAUCCAGAGUCUGCUGACCAACUGGAAGGGGCCUGAUCUGAUUGGCUAUGGGGAGCUGGUUCUGGAGGGGACGUUCCGUCUGCAACGAGCCAAGAAUGAGCGCACGCUUUUCCUGUUCGACAAACUGCUGCUGGUCACCAAGAAACGUGAGGAGGCCUACACCUACAAGGCCCACAUCCUGUGUUGCAACCUGAUGUUGGUGGAAGUCAUUCCGAAAGAGCCACUCAGCUUCAGUGUGUUCCACUACAAGAACCCCAAACUACAGCACAACGUACAGGCCAGAUCCCAGCAGGACAAACGCAUGUGGAUCCUGCAUCUAAAGAGACUCAUACUUGAAAACCACCCGGCUAAAAUCCCAGCCAAGGCCAAGCAGGCCAUUUUGGAGAUGGAUGCUAUGCACCACCCAGGUUUCCACUACUGUCCCGACAAGAGGAGCCCCCACACAAAGGAGGGCCCCUCCCCUCGACGGGUCCGCAGGAAGUCAGAGCCGCUGUCCAAGUUACUGAAGAACCCUAAACAUGGUGCCAAGGAAGAUGUCUCAAAGCGGACAAGUCUGGGCGCCACCCUGCUCUCCCCUGUGUCCCAGCUGGCUCUGGGCACUAUUGGCCACAGCCGCAGCCUGGUCAACCAAUCACAGAAGUCCCUGGACCCAGGUGACCAUUUUGACCAUAGCGACAGGGAGGAUGGGGAGGAGCCACAUCAGCAGGACGCCGAUGAUGAGGAUGACAGCAGCCUGGGUGGGGAAAAGAGGCUGCAAGUCCCAGGACAGUCUAGCAGGAAGAGGUUGAACCAACAGGCGUCUAUAGACAGCAGCAUCAACCAAUGGAAGACCUUCAACAUGAGCUCCUCAGACCUACAGAGGAAUAAGGAACGUCACCACCCUCCUCUCCUAAAGACGCCCUGUGUGACAGAUGAACCUCCGGAACCCAACGUCCCCUCCAUGCUGGUCCCAGACGGUGACCCCCAGACGGUGGGGAACAUCUGGGCGGAUCACCGCGUCCGCAGAGCCAUGUUCCCCACCCGCCAGCGCACCAUGGACGAGGAGGACGAGGACAUCUACCAGAUGUUUGUCCCCACCGGGCCCGGUGGGCCAGAACCAGAACCACCUCCUGUUAGGUCAGAGGUCAUGUCAUCUCCCAGCCGGACCCAGGGACGACCCUGCAGCUGGCAUGUGGAGCAGGUGCCCAUAGUGCAGAUCGACCCCCCGUCCACCGGGGACAGCAGAGUGCUGCGGAGAGCCAGCAGCGUGGGUGAGAAACAGACUGGCUCCCAACAGAGCCGCCCUGAUCAGGAUGACAACCAGCAAGAGAUGAUCCACAUCGAAUCCUCCAGCAAUGACAUCUCGGGUUCGUUAUCAGCCGAGCACCUGACGAUAGACGACAUUGAGAAUGUUUAUGACAACAUCAGCUACGAGGACCUGAAGAGCAUGGGGCUGAUCAAGAGGGAGCAGGAGGGUCGGGGGGUCCAGCGAGAGGGCCCUAGAGACACACAAGGCCCUAGGGCCCUAAACACCGGGGUGACAGGGGGUAUUACAGAGACUCUUAUCGAGCCAGAUAGCUUGUCUGACAUUAACCGUUCUUCCACUGCCCAGGAGCUGAAGAUCGUGGAGGAGGAGAACAUAUAUGACACUAUCUGCUUCAGGGAGCCCCCAGCGAAGGGUGACAGGGACGGGGACAGAAAGGCACAGGAGAGGGACAGUCUGUUCCAGUUUGCCUCUGAGACUGACCUGAUGGGCUGUGAGAGACUAGGGGGCUUCGUAUCUGAGGAAAGCUUCCAUUUUGGGGAGGACAAAGGGAUGGAGUAUAACUCCCAUCCCGUCCAUGGCACCUCUGAACUGGACAACUCCUCCUCAUCUGCCUCGAAAACAUUGUCCCAACAUUCCAAUGACUGGAUGUCGGAGCAGGUGGUCGAGAUCUGGAACGAUUUGGAAAACUAUAUCAAGAAGAACGAGAAGAAAGUGGAACGCCUUCCCACCGCAUUUCCCAUGAGCACCAGCGAGGCCCCCAAGAACUCAUCUGUCAAGAGCAGCACCAAAAAUAACAACCCACAUACAGCCAGCCCACAAACAUGCAGCCCCCCUACCAAGAGCCCCCUAGCCCACCAUCCCAACCCUCCCACUGUGACCCCACCUCACCAAUUCACCAUCCCCAUCCUCAAAAUCCCAGAGCUGCUCAGAGAGGGUACCUUUGAAGACGAGGACCAUUUCCCCUCUCACUCUCCCCUCACUCCCCCGUCUCCCCUGCCGGCCGUCCCAGACCCUGCCCCUCCUGGGACAGUCAAGAGCAUCCAUAACAAACUGUCCCGUCUCAGCACUGGGAGCUUCCAUCUAGAGGAUGAUGAUGAGCUGAGGGAGCUGCCCCAAAAGCACCCCAGCCAGAGGGAACCCUCCAUCAGGGACCUCCAUAGUCUGUUCCCUGGGGAGCUGGCUUUGGACUCUCCCUUGGCUUCCUCCUCUCUCCUUCUGGGUGACUCAGUGGACAGCUUCUCCCAGGAGCUCAUGGACAAGACCAAUAACCGUGUGUUCCUGAUGGCUCGCCAGUACAGCCAAAAGAUCAAGAAGGCCAACCAGCUGCUCCGCAUGAAGAGCAUGGACCCCGGCGACAUGUCAGGAGGACGCAACAGGGAGGAGAAGAAGCAGCAGAAAGACCUGGAAAAGAAGCAGAAUGACCUGGCAGCCAUUUUGGAGGAGAAGAAGCAAGAUGGUACUGCCAUAGGUGCGAGGAUAGCCGAGUACUCCCAGCUGUAUGACCAGGUGAUGUUUAAAGACCCUCCAGAUCAGGGUUCCAGUAGCCUGUGCCCUUCUGGCUCGCACUAUUCCCACCCAGCGCUACCCUCUUCCCAAUCCCUGCCUGAGACCUGCUCCUCCCUGGGGCAGGAAGACGACUGGCUCCACUCAACCUACAGCAACGGGGAGCUGACCAGCUUUGUGUCAGAGAUGCUGUCCUCCACCCCCCAGAGCAAGCUCACCCCUGCCUCCUCCGUCCCAACCCUAAAGACCCUACCUCCCUCUCCGGAGACCUCACCCACCCAGCGAUGGAGCUCUUGUGUCUCCGCCCCCAGCGAGAAGGAGGAGCAUGUGUACAGUUAUUUUAAACGACAGACCUCCUUUAACUCCCCCUCAUCUUCCUCCUCCUCCUCUAAACCACCUCCUUACUGCCGCUGCCAGUCUAUCUGCUCACUGGGUGACCUGCAGGAGAAGGAGAAUGAUCGUGUCAGGUCCAAGCGUGGUUCGACUGCAGUCCAGAGAUCCUCAGAAAGACUCCAUGUCCCCAGCAGUCUGGUCCUUGCCAGGCGGCAGAGUAGCCUCCCGGAGCAGUCCAGUUUCGGUCAUGGUCACUCUGACCUCACCCUCCAGGACAGUCAGGUGGUGGUCCUGAACCAUGCUUCUGCACUGAGCAUGCUCACAGCCACCCAAAACUACAUGGCCAACUUCAAAGACAAUGGCGACGAUGACGACGACGAUUACGUAGAGAUCCGCUCUGAGAACGAGAGCGAGUGGGAUCAGGACUGCUCCAGGCAGUGUAUCACCGGUGGUGGUGGGGGUGGUGGUGGUAGCUCCAAGGGACCAGCCCAGAGUCAAAUCCAGAGUCUUCCCUGCACUCCGGUAAGGUCCUCCUGUGGGCUGAUGGACCGGGAGCGUCUGCAGGAGUACCUGCGGGCGGAGCAGCAGACACAGCAGAACCAGUCCAACAUCAUCCAAUCACUCAGAGAGAAGUUCCAAUGCCUCAGCUCCAGUAGCUUUGCUUGAGUCGCCUUGACUACCCUUAACACACCACCAUAUGAACACACUAGUGCAUGUAGCACAAGCAGAUCUGUAGCUUUGCCAUUCUUAUCAUGACAACAAAUAACUCUCAGUAUACACAAAAGAAAACAAAGGACAUGAUUUCCUUCCACACACAACACGUCUAGAGUUAUUAUGACAAGGAAUGACACACUAAAUGCUAAAUUCAGCACACUGUACACACUACACACAACACAGGUCUGUAGCUUUGUCAGAGUCUUCAGGACAACAUGAAAAUAGAUAUAUACAUCUUAGCCUCACAGUUAUAUUUCACACACAACGUGCAAUACUGCAGCUUCGCCAAAGUCACAUGGUCAAAGUUCAACAUGUCACAAAACAACAUGCCAAAUACUGCAUCUGAGUAGUCAUGGCAAAAUACAGUACAGGAACAUACUAGUACUGCAGAGGCACUCCACCACCACAGCACUUCCUUACAGUCUUUCCAUGUCAAGUAGAUUGACAUUCAUAUUUAUUUUAGAUAAGUUGAAAAAGAACCAUGAAACGGUCAAAGUCAAAGUUAUCAUUCUAGCAAACUGUAGAUGAUGUUGCUGAGUCCAACAGGGUGUGGUAAGGGGCUCAGAGUGUAUGGGCUUACGGUUCAAAGGGAAGCAUAUAGGUUAUAUUUUAGAGAUGUUGGAAAUGAUGAUGCCAUAUACUGUACAGAUCCAUUCAUUCUAACCCUUUCCCCCUUCAACAAAAAUACUGACAUUCCAAAAAUGUAAUUUGGUAGCCUGCUGUAGACUGCUAGCAUCUCUUGAUGAGGAAAUGGCACUGGCUGAAUUGGGGUUAUGUUGCUGUAAUAUGCUGUUUUAAACAUCUAGUAAACAACCCCCUUAUCAAGGUUUCAACCUUUGAGUAUCGGAAAAGUUAUUCCUUUUUAAAAGUUGUUUUGUUUAUUUAACUUCCUAUAGAUGAGCUUACCCGUUAUCAAAGGGAUGAUCCUAUAGUGUUUUAACUGUAUAAAAUACAGUAUCAACCAAUUUAACAAUCUGAACAAGCAAUUAGCUCAGGAUUACAGGCUAGGCAUGGACAGUUUAUCAGCAAUAAUAUAUGUAUUUUUUUAAAUAGGAUCCAGAUGCCUUUUUAAGCUUGGAGCCUCCACACAUACUGUUCAUUAAGAUGAGUUGACCUAUAUUUUACUUUGAGCUGUGGUGACGUCAAGCAGCAGAUAGCCUAUACCAGUAUUCCUAUAAUGAUUCAGCUUUCUCAACCUGCUUUGUCAUAACUGCAGGAUCAUGCUUUAAACAGAAUAAUCUUAAAAUAAAGAGAAAGGUACAGUAUGUUGAUAUUUCAAUUAUUUUCAAUAAAUGGCAAUAGGAGUUAUCUAUUUAUUUUGAAUCUGUGUGUCUGAAAAUGUUCUGAAUUAUAUAUUAGUGCUUUGCGUACACUAUGUAGGUUAAGUGGUAAAAUGCAUACCAAGAACCUAAAAUGUUAUUUUAUCUUAUUUGUAAAAAAUAAAAAUAAAUGUUUUUAGGAGGGACCAUGGGGUGUGGGGUGGGGUGUGUUUGACCUAGACAUCACUUCACAGUUUCAGUAGUGAGGAUACAUGUUUGAACUAAUCAAUGUGUCCCACUUACAACAUCUUAUUUAUCUACAAAAAAAAUCCCCAUUCUUGACCCCACACAUUGCUGUUGAAUUAUAAUAUUAUUGACCAAAGUUUGUAAAUUAGAAUAAAAUGUAUUUAUUAAAACUUUGUCUUCUUGAUGAAUUUUGAGACACUUUGGAUACAAUUUUUUUUUAUUUUUUACUGUGAAUGUUACAAAAAUGUUUAGUUUUACUUUAUUCUUAUCAAAAUAAUAAAUUAAAAGUUGGAAUGGACAAUACCAUAGCAACGUUAAUGUAUCCAAAACAACUUAAAAAUAUGAAAUAUGAUUUUUUUGUUCAUGGUAUAUUUUGUUUCUUGUGUUUCACUGGAGGGGAUUGUCAAACUACAUUUUAAUUGAAUUUACUCUUGCACUUUUUCUUUCUUUUUUGUAACAUUUGAUUUGUGAACACUUUGUAAAGAUGUACAUUUUAGGAAAGUUAUUAUUGCAUGCAAUAUGAUGCUUUAGUGUUUAAGUUAAGUGCAGUGUAAUUUGUCUAGUUAUCAUUCCUCAAGAAAAUAAAUGAUUCUGAGACAAUAAAGAAAAUACAUACUUAAACAUU
Messenger RNA from Oncorhynchus nerka (sockeye salmon), 7420 nucleotides. RefSeq names its product pleckstrin homology domain-containing family G member 1-like. The record is from RefSeq and is a predicted model, not a curated record. Lineage: Eukaryota; Metazoa; Chordata; Actinopteri; Salmoniformes; Salmonidae. Gene Ontology annotation, molecular function: guanyl-nucleotide exchange factor activity; small GTPase binding.